CUGCCCGACCAGCCAGUCUCUCCCGCUUUUCUCGCCCGCUCGCGUCGGUCUUUUCUUUGUCGUCUCCGCAUCUCCGCAUUUUCCCAGUAUCUCGGUAUCUCAGUGUCUCAGUGCCUCCAGUGCCGACAGUUUUCCGCCGACGUCCAAAAAAAUUGUCAAAAUAAUACAAAAUACGGGAAAAAAGAAGGCAAUACAUGUAAUAAAUAAAAACCAGCCAAGAAAAGCCAACCGUGAAAAUAUAAAUAUAAAUUCCUGGCGUCAACUGUCAACGGCAGCAGCAUUUUCCAGCACAAUGUUGUUCCUGGGCAUUCGGCGAUUUUAGUGGCGGAACACAAUUUUGCGCUUGGCUAGCAAAUGUUCGAGAUGGACCCAAAUGGAUUCAGCGGGACGCAGGCGGCGGCAGCUGCCUAGAAAUCCUGGAGUGCUCUACUCCAUCGACACCGAAACAGAAACCCCCAACCUAAAACCAAAACCAAAACCGAAACCGAAACCGAGACCCUAAACUCGGAAAAUAAUGUGCUGCAGGAGUGGGCAUUAUUGAAGUUGACAACACUUCGGCAGACCGGGCUGAAAGCACAGGGUUAAAAGCAAUCUCUCUUGGGGCAGCCGGAGGAGAACAAUGGUCAUCCAGUGCACAUGUGAUUGCAACUGCAGUGAUAGUAGAGAUAACCGGAGCAUAAUAUCCUGCCUGCUCCCGGGUCGCAGUCAGCCGUACAAGUUCGGAGCCUCGUUCGGUGGCGAUGAUAUGGAGCAGAGGAUACCGUACUACCGGCGCCUAUCGAAUACCUCAUCGGCGCUCUAUGGCAGCUGUCCCCAGUUGUUGCCCAGUAGCAGUAGCACCACCAACCAUCAUUCCUGGCUGAGGAUCCCCAAGAAUUCCCAGGAGAAUCCCUCGGAGAAUCCCCAAGAGAACCCACGGCAGUACUCGAGUCUGGUGAGGCCCAAGCAACGCAGUCCCGUGCUGUGCAACAAAUCCUGGUGGGUCUCAUGUCCCCGGCUCUCUUAUUUGCCCGCUGAGCAAACGAAAAUGCAGUCCACUGCCACGCCCACCCGCCACUGCCACGGUGGGGGAGUGGGAGUAGGUGGUGCCCCCCAAACCACCGGCACACCACCCACUCUGCCCCGAUUUCCCAGCAAACGGCAUUGUGACAAUUUCGGCAGCUACGCCACAUUGCCCACCAUUGAGCAGCAGUUGACCAUGCCAAUGAUGCCCCACUGCAGUCGACACGGUGGUGGUGCUGCUGCGGUAGUGGGUGGUGCUGGGGGGGCGGGUCCCGGUGUAAUGCCCGCCCCACCACCGCCGCGCUAUGCGAAUCCCAAUUUGAAUGGCUGCUGCUACAUGUACAAUCCCAUGCCCGCCGCCCAUCAGAGCCAUCACCUUCAGCACGGCCAGCAUGGUCAGCAUGGCCUGCACCACCCCCAACUGCCCCACCAUCAGCAUCAGCACCACCACCAGAAUCAGCACCACCCCCACCAGUACGCCCCGCAAUAUUGCCUCUGCGAUAAUUGGUACCAUCAGCCAGCGCCGCCGCAGCAACAGCACCACCAACAAAGGACUAAGAAUCAGAUGGCCAACGGCGGCUGCUAUUUUGGCUACGAGGCGAGUCAUCAUCCCAAUCUGCAUGCCACGCCCCCCCAUCCCAGCCAUAUAACUGACGAGGAGGACUCGGCGUUUCCCGGACUGGCCGAUCGAGAGUUCCACCUGCUGCACCGGAAUAUUCCGGCACUGCGACGAACCGGAGUGGAUACCACACGCAUUAGACAGUACUUUUACCCCGACGGCGGCUGGGGCUGGAUCAUCUGUGGCGUGUCCUUUCUGGUCCACAUCCUGACCACCGGGCUGCAGCUGAGCUACGGCCUUUUGUGGUUCUAUGCCGUCCAGUAUUUGCAUAAUACCAGUGGCAUAGAACUGCUGGGCGCUUUGAGCUGGUCAGUUUCCAUGGUGGCCACAUCGUUUGUGGUGUCCCUCUGUCGCAAGCGCUCCAUCCGCCUCCUGUCCAUCGUGGGCGGCCUGGUGAUGCCCCUGGGCAUACUGUUCACCUCAUUUGCCACGGAAUUUGGCCAGGUUGUUUUCAGUUAUGGCAUCGUCUUCGGAGUGGGGGUCGCCAUGGUGCGGGAGGCCUCCACCGUGAUGCUGGGCAAUUACUUUAAGCGGCGCCGUCAAUUCGUCGAAAUGGUGGCCAUGUCCGGCGAGGGAGUUGGCAUCGCUUUGUUCUCCGUCAUCCUGAAGGAGGGCGUGGGCAAGGCGGGCUGGCGCCUGGGCCUCCAGAUUGUCGCUGCCCUGACGGCACUCAGCUUUUUCAUGGGUCUAAUGUACCGACCCGCCUCCCUGUAUCACCCACAGCGCCGGGCCAUCCAGCAUCUCAAAAAUCAGCGCAAAAAGAUGAGGGAGAAGAAGCCGAUUCUCAGCCAGGAGGUGGAGAGCAAGCCGAGAUACUUAUUCCUGGACAUAUCAUCACUGAAGUCGGUGACUGUUAAAAUUUUACUCAUGACCUCCAGCGUGGCCUCCUUUGGCAUUUAUACACCCAUGUUCCUAAUGGCUCUCAAUGCCGCCGAGCAGGGCUCUGAUGUGCAGGAGUUGGUUCUUUUGCAAACAUUUCUGGGAAUUUCCAUGGCCCUGGGUGUGGUCAUAGCUGGAGCUUUGCUGAGACGUUGCUUUGUGAUCAGGCACUUUGUGAUCAAUACGAAAAUUGUCACACAGCUGUUCCUAUCAAUUGUGGCCCUGGCCAUCCUAUUUCUGUCCUUUGUCAUGGGUUAUACAGGCCUUUGUAUACUAAGCUGGUUGUAUGGCAUUGGCCUGGGUGGUUUUCAAUACUCCCUGAAGAUUUUAGCACUCGAACGCAUUAAGCUGAAACACUUCUCGAAGGCUUGGGGCUUUAUUCGGGGAGUCGAGUCAGUUCCUGUGCUGAUAAGCGUUCCACUCACCUCGUUUCUGAACGAUUACUCCCUUAAAUACGGUCGAGCGGGCUAUUACAUAUGCUCGGCGGCGGCUGCCAUCUCGGGAAUUAUAAUAUUUUUCAUAAGUGAGCCGCAGCAGCAGCAGCAGCAGUUGCAACAUCAUUAUCAGCAGCGAAAUGGCCAUUUGCCGACUCCCAUGCUGAUACGCCACUCCUCCGCCCGCCAGCCCCGCCCCCAUUUGCCGAUGGACUACGGAUAUGGGGAGUACCCCGCCCCGCCCGAUCUCCUCAGCCGGAGCUGCAUUAGUCUCAAUCAAAUGGAGCCCUAUCUGCAGACCAACUUCUGCCAAAGGCACAUGUUGCAGCAGCAGCAACAGCAGCAGCAGCAACACUCCCACCUGCAGCAGUUGGCCUGUCACAAUCUCGAUUUGCAGCAGCAGCACCAGGGACGUGGAGCCUACCAACUGGGCCAAGGGAGCAUCGGGGCCAAGAUGGGCAAGCGACUGCAGCGGAGUCUGUCCUUCAUCCAGCAGCACAGCAACUGCUGCGAUGGCCAAAUGUACUGCAGCUGGCACAGCACCUACGAACUGGGCUGUCACAAGAGCAACAAGAACCCCGGAUCGGCGGACCAGCAGCCAUUGAUAUGCACCUGCAGCAGUCCGAACAGGAACCCAGUCACCUAUGGAACACACGGCCCACCUGGACCCCAUGGACCACCCAGCUCCACCCGCAGUCGCAGUGUUCCGGAGGGUUUAUCCACGAUGUCGCAGCAGUGUAACUGUCGUCAGCCUGCUGCCACUUUUCCGGCCCCCACGCGGGAGUUCAUCUACGUGCCGCACGCCUAUGCCUCCCUGCAAAGAACCCCCCAUCGCCAUAGCCAGGGGGCGGGUUCGGGGUCGGCAUUGCGAAACAAUCCACAAUGCCGCCUGAAACGAUCCCAGUCCCUCUGCCGACCCACUGCCGUUCAGUUUGUGGAGCAAAUCACCACGUCUGUGUAAGAAAGUCGUGGGUGUGACAACGGCACUCGGAAAAAAGUGUAACGAGAGGCAGAAAUAUGUUAAACAGAAUUUUAGGUCAAGUCGCUAACUGAAAAUCUCUAGGCUCGAAAACAAUAUGCUUCAGAAAAAAGUCUUCGUUUAUAGGGUAACUCUAUGGAAGAGUCAAAAUAAAUCGUACCAUACCUUUAGACACCUUUUUAAAAUGAUUACAUAUCUAACAAUUUUAUUCCUAACUCAUUCAAUUUAUAGAAAUAUUUUUUUAAGAAUUUGGUUUCCCUUUUCAACAAUUUUAUUUGAAAUGUUUAUUUUUAUAAAUGUUUCAUUACCUUAAAUCACAUUUCUAAAUGCUGUACAUUUUUAUUUCUCUAGAGGUUUUUCAAAUUUCGUUACCUUUUUAUUCCGAGUGUAAUGCAAAACACAAAGACAACGCAGAAAAUCGAACAGGCCCCGCAACAAUUGGGUCCUAUAAAACUUAUAUUUUGGUAUGUUGGUCCCACCCACACACACGACUACGUGAACCGCAUGCACAAUUUGCCAGAUCUCUUCUAGUCUUUUGUCGUAGUUCUAUUAGAAAUGUAAACUUAAAAACAGCAACCGAAUGAAGUCGAAAGUGUAACUGAAAUCCCACAACACCCAAACGAAAAACGAAACGCGAUGAAUUUUUCACAGGAAAUCCACAUUAAACUUUUACACACACGCAUGCACUAAGCUAGGAUGAAAAUUUUACUCAUUAGCAUAUUAAUAUAUUAUAGAGAUUACAGACAGACGAAAAAGCUUUAUCUUUGUCUCAAGCAAAAAGUAUUCAACUUGUGGCCAGUGCAUAAAUAUUUAUGAGAUAAUUCAAUUGGGCAGAGAACAGACGCAAACUGAAAACAAACAAACUUCUUAAAUGGUCCAUUUUAUAACGUGCAUACAAUUUAACCACCGAAAACCGAAAACCGAUUACCGAUAUAUACUCGUACAUGUAGACAGAGGAGAAUGCGAAUAUGGACAUGAAGUCGAUCCAAUUAAACGACUCUUUACCCCGGGGACAAGGCUGAGCUGUCCUGAGUGCCGAGUUUUUCGUGUCGGCCAAGUACUUUAUUUUUCAAUAACAAUUAUAUAUUGCAUAAUUAAGAGGCGUUUAAUGGAGGACAACAGAAAGAGGCGAGCGAAAUGUCGAUGGAAAUGAAAAUGAAAAUUACAUUGGCCUUAUUUUCCAAUCGAAAUGAGGCAUAUGAAAAAAUAAUUAUUGCCAUUAUGAUAGCCUGAAUUAAUUGAGAACUUCAUUUCGGACAUAACAAACGUUUUGUAAUGGAAGUAUUUUAUUGGGCUGAGAUUUUUGGGUGUUCAAGGUUAUAAAUAUGUUUAUAUUUAUGAUCAUCAGUUCUCUCACAUUUAUUUUCAUUUUGAUUCCAAGGCAUCUAAAGUAAUCCCCAGUAAAUUACAAAUAUAUGGCCUAUGAAAAACAAAAGAAAUACCCCACAAAGCCAAUUUGUAUAUCAUUAGUAAUUCAUUCCAAUAAAGAUCUGAAUUUGUAAAAGAGCCAGGUACAUAAUCAGCUUAAUAACAAGUCACAUUACAACCAAUUAAAAAAACAGUUCGAUGAAGCCAUGAUACAGCAAACAAAAUAAAGAAAGGGUCAGCUGCAAAUAAACAGAAUAAAUUAAAUAUUUGAAAAGCUUAAAAAAGGCAAAUAAACAAGAAAGGACAGCAUAAUAAUACAGGAGUGAUUGUCAGCGGGGGAAAACUUUCAUAAAGUGAAUAUUAAAAUAAACUAGUAAAAUGGCAAUCGAAAAAUAAACAAAACCGGCAAAAUGCCAAACAAAUUUAAACAAUAUGUUAAAGGAAAACCCAAUACAAAUGGCUAACAAAACGGACAGCCAAUUUAUAAAAAUUUACGAACAAAUCGAAUGGAAAUACAUUUACUAAAGACCAUAAAAGAAGUAAAACGAAUUUUCCGCAUCUCACCUCCUUUGUGUAUAAAUUUCCAUUGAAAAUCUUUAUAAUGCACGAACAAAAGGACUUAAGUCAAAACCAACUGCCAAGAAACGCAAUAAAGAAACGUUUGCAUAUGUUUAAAUGAGUCUAUAAAAUUCUUGGAGAAAUUCUUCGCUCCCUUACGGUCAUUAAAAUAAAUUAGAUAUAUAUAUAACUUUCGCCUCCAACUCCUUUUUCGCCAAUUGUGUUCAGCGAAAACGAAACACUUAGCAUAAAAUAAUAUUACACCCUCAAGCAUAUCUAUGUGCCAAAAAAGAAAUCAUAAAAUAAAACCAUAAACUAUUUGCAAUUUUGCCGAAAUAACACAAAAGGAACUAACCAACUUAAGGUACAACUUGUAGCUAAAACAAUUUUUAUCUGAUGGAAUUUAGAUACGUGAAAUUUUUCAGAGAAAAACCUAAGCGCAAAAACUCAUAUUUGUAACUCUUUAUCAUUAGUAGUUUAGUGUGAUAAAUGUUAAUAAAGAAAGCAUAAACGGAAA
Messenger RNA from Drosophila suzukii, 6356 nucleotides. The record is from RefSeq and is a predicted model, not a curated record. NCBI's taxonomy places the organism in Eukaryota, Metazoa, Arthropoda, Insecta, Diptera, Drosophilidae.